This is a messenger RNA of Anarrhichthys ocellatus (wolf-eel), 2460 nucleotides long. Its product is annotated as complement C5-like. Gene Ontology annotation, molecular function: protein binding. Lineage: Eukaryota; Metazoa; Chordata; Actinopteri; Perciformes; Anarhichadidae. Gene Ontology annotation, cellular component: extracellular region. The coding region runs from base 1 to 2346 and encodes 781 amino acids. The record is from RefSeq and is a predicted model, not a curated record. The transcript is spliced from 18 exons.
AUGGACAUCCAGGGUGGCACGACUCCAGGUCUGAGCAGCAUGCUGUGCUCCUCUGGGACCACCACCCCGAGGACACUGGUGGAGGUAGAUGUUCCUGGACUGAGAGACGCACCUGCAGUGGCUUCUCUACUCGGGCUGAAGUCCAUCCGGCAGAGCAGGAGGAUCCUGAGCAGGUUGGCGGAGAGACUGACGGUGGACGAGGUCGAGAUGCUGAAGGAGGACGACAGAGGAGAGGAAGCUUCUGAUUCUACAGAUCUAUUUCCAGAUCUAGGAUUUAUUGCAGAGCUGAAUGGGGUCUCAGGACCAUCAUUCAGUGAAACAGAGUCUGAACUCUUGGACCUCCACACAGUGAAAGGGAAAACGAUCUACACAAACUGUGUGAAAGUGCUCAACAGAAACAAACUGGACCAGAGAGCCGACACUGUGUGGAGACAGAACCUGAACAUGGACAUUGGUGCGAAACCAUUUCUAAAAAUCAAAUCUCUCUCUGUCGCUCUCUCCCUGUCUCCCUGUCUGUCCUUCAGGCUGACAGCCCUGGUGGUGAAGACCCUGUCUGUGGUGGACCCGGUGGUCUCUGUGGACCACCACACUCUCUCAGACUCAGUGUCCUGGUUGAUCCGCCGAGCUCAGCAGCAAGACGGGUCCUUCACAGACAAGUCCUCCUUCAGAGCCAACAAAGUCAUGGCUGUAGGGACGUCUGCUGUCGACCAAUCGGUGUAUCUGACGUCCUUCGUGCUGAUCGCAUUACACAAAGCUACGAAUAUCAAAGUCCCCAUCCUGCAUCUCCAGUUCCACGAUGACAGCAUGAGGUCUGCAGUAAACUACAUUUCCCAGCAUGCCCUGGGUGUGAAGAGUGUGUAUGUGCGUGCGGUGGCGACCUACGCUCUGACCCUUCGUGACCCCGACAGCAUGGCGGCCUCCGAGCUGCUCAACAGUCUGGAGAAACUGGCUCGAGACAAAGGUCACCCUGCUGUUCUCAGGUAUUGGCAGGAGUCCAGCGUGACAGCUGAUUGGCUGAAACCCGACCAAUCCAGCGGUCUGACGGUGGAGGCGACAGCGUACGUCCUGCUGACUGUGCUCAUGAAGGGGAGAAUCCCUUACGCCAACCCCAUCCUGUCCUGGCUGACCCAAGAUCAGCACUACGGAGAGGGUUUCUACUCCAUACAGGACACACACUUGACCCUGGAGGCGGUAACAGAGUACAGUAAAGUCGUCCCUCGAGCCGUCCUCAAUCAGGACAUCAACGUCCGCUACAGCAGGAAGGGAUCGCUGGGACGAGUCCAGCUGAGCCAGAGCCAACCCGUGGCCACGCCCAUCCAGGUGACGAAGGAUGAUGACAUCACUGUGUCCACAGGUUAUGGGAAGGGCGUGUCCAAUGUGAAGAUGAAGACGGUUUACUAUGAGACCACCUCGCCGGCUCUGAGCUGUAACUUUGACCUCACCAUAGAGGUAGUGGGCCCCGACACCUCAGGAGAUCCUUCUCUCAGUGCUCCUCACCUGGUCGCCUGUGCAAAGUACAAACCUCCUCUUAACGAGGUCUCCACCGAGUCCAGUCUGACCGUGAUGAAGAUCCAGCUGCCGACAGGUGUGGAGGGUUACCUGGAGGACCUGAGACAGUUCAGAGACUCAGACGAGCCGAUGAUCUCUCACUACGAACUACAAGGAACCACUGUGGUCAUCCAGAUGGACUCUGUUCCCUCAGAUGUCUUCCUGUGCGUUGGUUUUCGGAUCAGAACCAGGUUCAGGGUGGGCGGGGCAAGCGAGUCCCUGUUUAGUGUCUAUGAGCCUCAGGACAGAGGCAGUGAAUGCACCAAACGGUUCUCCUACGAGCAGCAGAAGCUGCAGCGCCUCUGUGUGGAUGAACAGUGUCAGUGUAUGACAGCGGCGUGUGCUGCCUUCAGAGGAAACGUCGAUGUGACGCUGACAGCAGCCAAACGUACUAAUGAGACCUGCAGACAGCACAUCAAAUAUGCCUAUAAGGUGAUGGUGAAGUCUUCAGCAGGAGAAGGAGACUUUAUGACCCACACAGCCACCGUAGUUGAAGUCCUGAAGAAUACAGAUAAAGAGUUUGAAGCGGUGAGUUCAGGGACGGUGGUGGAGCUGGUGAAAAAGGCCACCUGCAGCUCUGUUGACAUCCAGAACAACCAGCAGUACCUGGUGAUGGGAGCCAGAGGGUCAGAGGUCAUGCUGAGCCAGGGCUUCAAGUAUCGUCUCCCUCUGGACUCGGAGGCUCUGGUGGAGCUGUUGCCGUCUCCCUGUAGUUCUCCUGAGUGUUUGGACUACACUUCCCAGCUGGAGGACUUUGCUCUGGACCUGCAGUUAUCCGGCUGCCCCGACUCGUCAUAACUCACCAGAGAAGAAGAACUAUGAUCAGCUCACACUUUAAAUAAAAUGGGUUUAAUUCUUCUUUUACAAACGGUGUUAUCAAGUUAUGCUGUCAAUAAAAGUUACAUCAAAUAA